AGGUAAAUUGAUUGGGUGCUAUUACCUCUUUUCCCUGGAGAGAUUUCUUUGGAUUAUAAUUGGUGUGAAUGGUGGACAUGCGCUUGCAAACCAGUGACUAUGAAGUGUACCUCCUCUCUUUCCCCCAAUUAUAGAAUUUAUUUUUCGUUGUUGCUUCUAUUUGUCAUCAGCCUCCUUGCUUGUAUUUCCCCAUCUUACCUUAUUUCACCCACUUUUAUUAUUGUUGGAUAAUUCGCCAGCUCCCCUCUAAUGUACUAGUUUGAGUACAGUUGAGAAUGUGGAGUUUAACUCUAGAGAAUCCUUGCUUUCACUUGGCAGGGGAUUCAAUUUGUUGCCAAGGUUAGAGGCAGGGGUAGAACUGAGUCGUUUUAGUUGAAGGCAAUAGGAAAUGAUUUAAAAGAGCAGACGAGAACAUUCUGCAUUAAUCCUUUUGUCUUGUCUUGUUUGAACAGUAAUUAUGUCAGUAGAUGAUACACUGGAUUCUUAGAGAGAUCAAAGCCACAUCACGUGGCUUACACAAAGACCUUGGAAUCUUCGGUUACUCUUUCUUUUCUUUAUUUAAUACUAAUACUGCGUCUUUUUUCCCUUUUAUGUGUUUUGUUUAUUUGUAAACCUUUUGUACCCUGUGUUCCUUUCCAUAUCUUUUUCAUUUCUAAUAUGUACUUCUUACAUUUUUCUUGUAUGUUCCCACUUUUUCUUUUUGCACCAUAACUAACACAAGCCUUAUGAAUGAAGAAGCAAACCUGUGUGCACUUGUUUCUAGUGUUUUUUUUUUCUUUGACCCAAAAUGGAGAUGGGAAGAUAAAUAAGAUAUGGAGGUCGUAAUAUCUUUUAAUAUACUCAUCUCCAGUAUUGUACCUCUUUUCUCAUAAGUAAACAUGGUUUCUGGGACUCCAAAUAUUUUGGAAUUAAGGCUAAGAUAUUGUUGUUAUUGUUGUUGCUGCUAUGUCCUUGAGCAUUACCUGGAAAUAAUUGUCUAAGAGGCUUAAAAUAAUUGUCUAGUGUCUCCCAUGGAAUAUAGUGUUUAUCUUGAUGUGUCCCAUAAAUAUUGAAUUGUGUAUUUUCCCACAUCAAAAAAAUGUGUCGUAUAUUAUUUUUGGGUAUAUCAAACCCGAAUAUGCAAACGCUCCCCACCUAUUCAUGGGUAGGGGAAGUGAGUCUUUAAAUUCAUCAAAGAGGUUGUGUCUUUAUUUUUUGGGCCCUUGAACUCUACCUUUUGAGGGUGGUGCCUAUAUUUUCCCCAAGCAAGUACUAGGAACCAUUUUUAUAAAUACCCCAUUUGUCUCAAUCUUUUGCUUUUGUUGUUUCGUUGUAGGGUUCUUCAUUUCUUCCAUUCUUCAAUUUGAUUGCUGAUGGAAAAAUUGAUUUUGAAAAGUAUCCUUUAGUGGGGGAGUACGAUGUUGCUUAUAUGCUUGGGAGAUUUUGGAUCGAGGCCUCAUGCACAAUGCCAUUUCAUAACCAAUACCCGGUCAACAAUUGUAUGAUGAAGGAGAAGGUGAAGGUUUACUCUGAUAUAGCAGAUACAAUCGGCCGUGCCAUGGAAAAUAAGUCGAUACCGGUGGUUGAUUUUAGAAAAUUACUUCCCAACGUUCUGGAUGGUGGCACUAUUACCACACAGGAAAUGUGCCUUAUCGAUAUUUCAGACAAAAUUGUCACCGACGCGCUCCAUGAAAUCGAAGCAAAGGAGCUGUCUGAAUUCUUUUGUAACUAUGCAAUUGAGUCGUCCAAAGAAGAUCUUCUUUCUCUUGUAAAGAGACUUGUUUGGGAUGAGGUUAUCAGCAAAAGACGCUUGUUUAUGGCCGGUAUACACUGGGUCAUUCAACCAUUUAUGCAUUUGCUUAUUGCUUUUGAUUGCUAUUCGUCGGAAGAAGUGGAAUGUCUGAUCAAACUAGCUGAAUGUUGCCGUAAAGCCGAAAGUGCCCGUUUUAUAAGAAGAGAGCACUUUGUUUGGGCAUUUCAGGAAAAAAAAAUUGUUCUUCCUUCGUGGAUGAAGCUCGAGGAAGGAUCAAGCAAAGCUGAUGGAGCCAAUCCUCCUUAUCACAUAUAUGCAACUUCUAUCAUGUUGGCAAAGUAUCUAGGGGAUAAGUGUGUUGAAGUAGAACAUUUGGCUUAUGCAUCCAUUUUCGGGAAGCAUAUGGAAUUCGAAUCGGAACAGUUGAAGUUAUUGGCCAAACAUUAUAAGGAAAUUUGCAGCAAGGGCUUUGAAAGAGCAGAUAAUGCAUGUCCUUUGUAAUCAAUUCCCUCUUUCUCUUGCAAGUUGCAAAUGUACGAAGUGUCUACGAAGAUUCAACUUGUCAACCAUUUCUGAAAGUUUAGCUUCAUCUAUUUAGGUUAGUUUGAAGAUAUUUAUCAGGAGUAAAAGUUAAUACUCAAAGGCAUGUUGUAUUGUAUAUUUUACGGAGUUGUCAAGUUAAACAUAAACAACUAGCUUGAAGACAUUUAUCAUAAGUUGAUAAUGUGGGAAUGGUAACGGAACUUGGAUGUAUUUUGAAUGAAAGGGUACAAAGUGG
This is a messenger RNA of Cuscuta campestris, 2510 nucleotides long. Lineage: Eukaryota; Viridiplantae; Streptophyta; Magnoliopsida; Solanales; Convolvulaceae. The record is from the annotation of a GenBank genome assembly.